UACAUUCACUAUUCUGCUGCUGCAACCUACUAUGCUCCAAGCGAUCCAUCUGGCAUUGGAGGAAUGCAUCGUGAACACAUUCGUGUGACCCCACGGUGGCAAGGUUCCACUGGUCGCUUUGACUGCGUACUGGUAAAGCACGACCCCACGGACAUCACGGGCAUGCUCUUGAAGUUUCGCAUUGCCCGCGUCUUAAUCUUUAUAUCCUUUAAGACAGGUGGAACUAAGUAUUCAUGUGCACUAGUCAGAUGGUACAAACAAUGCGGAGACUCCGCUGAUGCUAAUACUGGCAUGUGA
Molecule: messenger RNA, 297 nt
Organism: Laetiporus sulphureus 93-53
Lineage: Eukaryota; Fungi; Basidiomycota; Agaricomycetes; Polyporales; Laetiporaceae
Exons: 1
Source: RefSeq, a predicted model, not a curated record